Molecule: messenger RNA, 1714 nt
Organism: Thunnus maccoyii (southern bluefin tuna)
Lineage: Eukaryota; Metazoa; Chordata; Actinopteri; Scombriformes; Scombridae
Gene: f7i
Product: coagulation factor VIIi
Exons: 8
Coding region: 317-1714 (465 amino acids)
Biological process (GO): blood coagulation; proteolysis
Cellular component (GO): extracellular region
Molecular function (GO): serine-type endopeptidase activity; calcium ion binding
Source: RefSeq, a predicted model, not a curated record
UGUGGGCUGCAUGUUUGCUUGGUUUUAUCCGUGUGCUAAUUUUUGCAAGUGUGUGUUGUGUGAUUUCAACAUUCAUGUACAUAGUAUGUUCAUGCAGUUCUGGGUUGGGCGACUGUGUAAUCUCCUCAAUAAUCUACUUUAACUUCAGGGUUUUUAAACUGGAAUGAUUGACCUCUUCACAUUUGUUUACUGGCCUGAUUGUUUUUCGACCCCUGAGGGUCAGAGUGUCAGUGGGUGUGGCCUACGAUAGGCCUUGCCUCUCCUAAAACACUCUGGGACCUUGUUUUUUGGUUUGGGACUCUGAACACUGGUCAACAUGCUGCUGAGGAGCUGCUGCACCGCCUGGAUUCUGCUGUCUGGCAUCACUGCUGCUGCAGUGUUUGUAGAGAAGCACGAGGCCAGCGCUGUGCUGCAGAGAUGGCGGCGAGCGAACAGCGGCUUCCUAGAGGAGCUGAAACAAGGAAACCUGGAGAGGGAAUGCAUCGAGGAGAUCUGCAACUACGAGGAGGCUCGAGAGGUCUUCGAAGACGACGACAUGACGAGGCAGUUCUGGCUGACGUAUGAACGUCGUGAACCCUGCCUGGUCAACCCUUGUAAAAACAACGGGACAUGUAUCUAUAUUGGGAACACCUAUGAUUGCCAGUGUCCUGAAGGAUUCGAAGGACGAUACUGUCAGACAGUAUUUGAAGACUCUCUAGGGUGCAUUUACCAGAAUGGACGGUGUCAGCAUUUCUGUGACGGCUCCGGAGUAAGACGUAAAUGUUCCUGCGCUGACGGAUACAUGCUGGGCGACAACGGACGAGACUGCAUCGCUCAGGUGGAGUAUCCAUGUGGUCAGCUGGCUCCACGGGAGGCAAGCAUGAACCAGAGUGUUGUGGGUCUAACCAGGCUGGUGGGAGCCGAUCACUAUCCCCGAGGAGAGUGUCCCUGGCAGGUUCUGGUUCAGUUAGAUGGGCGGAGUCACUGCGGAGGUGUUCUGAUCCGUCCAGACUGGGUCAUCACUGCUGCCCACUGUAUCUAUGGCAACGACCCCCAAAACCUCACAGUGGUGGCAGGGGAAAACGACCUGGAUGUUGACGACGGCACCGAGCAGAGGAUCUCUGUUUCUAUGGCGAUCGCCCAUGAGGGUUACGUCCCGGCCACAGGUGACAGCGACGUCGCCCUGCUGAAGCUGAGCCGCCCCGUCACUUUGAACCGCUACGCCCUCCCCGUCUGCCUGCCCACUAAAGACUUCACCGAGAAGGAGCUGCUGCUUAUCCGCUACCACACCGUGUCCGGCUGGGGCAAGAGGACCAGCGGGGGCAACACUGAGAGCCCCGGCGCUCUGCCCGCCGCCCCCACCUCCCCCAUCCUUCGCAAGAUGUCCGUCCCCAUCAUCCCGAACUCCAAGUGCUCCCAAGUAGCCGAGUUCAACUUCACCACCAACAUGCUGUGUGCCGGUUACCUGGAAGGUCGGCAGGAGGGUUGCCGCGGAGACGACGGCAGUCCGCUGGUCACGCUCUAUGGCUCCACCCACUUCCUGACGGGCGUGGUCGGCUGGGGGCGGGGCUGUUCAUACCCGGGGUAUUAUGGGGUGUACGCCAACAUGGCCAGCUUUGUAGACUGGGUGGAGGCCACGAUGAAAGACCCGCCUACCAUGACGACAGCCAAUGAGAAGUCAGUGGAGAAAGCGGCGCCGUCGACUUCUGACAUGCUGCAACAGAAACUAGUUUAA